Penicillium brevicompactum is the source of this 1851-nucleotide messenger RNA. RefSeq lists its product as uncharacterized. Bases 1 to 1851 code for a protein of 616 amino acids. NCBI's taxonomy places the organism in Eukaryota, Fungi, Ascomycota, Eurotiomycetes, Eurotiales, Aspergillaceae. The record is from RefSeq and is a predicted model, not a curated record. The transcript is spliced from 2 exons.
AUGGGCUGGGAUCGUGUCAUCCAGGACUCUGACGAGGAUGAGCCCAUCGAGGGGGAUGAUCUUCCUCGACCUACUGCCCCUCCCAAACACCUAGAGCCCGCAGUCCAGCAAUAUCAUGACCACGUCCCCGCCGAAGACACGACCCACAGCGCAAACGAGCACGGCUUUGCGCCUGAGGAAAGCACAUUCCCACAGCUAAGCGUCAACUUCGAUGAAUUCCUGCAAUCACAGGAAAGAAACCAUGCGGGGCAAUCAUCGUCGCAGCAACGGCGCGAGGAGCGGUGGAUUCCAAACACUGAAGGCGCAAGCGGGUCGGCUGGCGGCUCAGGCACCAUGAUGAGCGAAAUUGGGCUUGCCCAGAGAAGGCUACUCGACGACAAUGCUUCCGUUGUUGGCCAACAAGUCCCAUCUGCCGGGGUAUCAUAUUCAGCCGAUUCUAUCCAGUCUGCGCCAUUUCCCACAAUCCCCAGUUCCCACUCCUAUCAAAUGGGCCCGCCGGAUGGUGAACAUUUCCCGUACUACCAGACAUCCUACGAUGCUUACACCAAUGGAAACCAGGCUCUGCCGCUCAAUCGAAUGACUGUGUAUGAGUCAAAUCCUCAAAAUGCUACUAACGGUAUCGCUCCAUUCCCGGACGGCGUUUCCCCCCAACCCACAGAACCUUGGGUGCAAUAUCAAGCUGCAGAGUUGAAUCCACCCCAACCAGUCUCACAGCCUCGAUCACAGCAGCCAUUUCCAUAUUCCCCACACGACACUGAGCCGAUAUCAUCUGUAGCUUCAGUGCAACCGAGUGAGCCAAAAUCUAUCUCUCUCGGAACGAAUAUCAUUUCCCAACAACAAUCUCAGACGAGCGCACACGAUGAACUUGCAUUGCCGGCCCCGACAGUCGCACAGCCACCCGCGGUUGUAGAGCCACCCGCAAAGAAAAAGCGAGGGCGGCCAAAGAAACAGUCUUUACCAAUCAAUGAUGAAGACGAUGAGCUUGCCAACUCUCGGGAUCAUGAAUUCAAAAAUCCUGGCGCAAAUGGUGCGAUUGAUCCAUCCGAUAGUGAAGAUACUACGGAGAAUGACACCCCGGCCUCAAGUGGAGUCUCCGACGAGUCUGACGAAGAAGAUAUAGGAACCAAUAACCCCGGGAAAGAGGUCAAGGAACCGAAAAAGAAGAGGGCGAAGAAAGCGAAGACAGCACCUGCGCCAAUCCCAGAUUCCGACGACGACGACAAUGUUAUAUGGAUUGAUACAAAGCCCAUCAAUCCCGAAAUCGCUAACGAGAAUGCCGACCCAAACAAGGGAGAAAAUACCUCCAAACAAGACCCCAACAACAAGGCAUCGGUUGAACAACCUCCCGAUAUCCAACCUGCUCAACCUACUACUUCCUCUGCUGUCUCAGCCGACCAAAAGGCCCCACAAGCGGAAGAUAAGCCAGCGCCCAAAAAGCGCGGACGCAAGCGAAAGCAACCGGUCGAUCAAGAGGAAGUAUCCAAAACCACAGAUACAGAUACUACGGAGCCCGCAAACGCAGGCGCCCAAACCCCCGGUUCCAAACUCGCCGUUCUCGUCGAUAACAGUCCCAAGUCUGCAUCAGAGACUGACGCCCAGGCCAACGUGCCAGCCAAAGAACCAACCCAAGACACCAUCCCUGCCCCUGCUCCGACUCUUUCAACUACGGCUUCAGUCGAGAGUCCUCAGACUCCAAGCAAGCCUGAUGCUGGACCUGUCAAUACCCCAAAGAACGCAAGAAAGGGCCUUGAAAAGCAUAGUCCCAUCUCGGCUCGGGGUGGGGUGCCUUACCGGGUGGGGUUGAGUAAGAGGGCGAGGAUUGCGCCGCUGCUUAAGAUGGUGCGGAAGUAG